Vespa crabro (European hornet) is the source of this 2828-nucleotide messenger RNA. RefSeq names its product protein roadkill (gene rdx). The transcript has 8 exons. Gene Ontology annotation, molecular function: ubiquitin protein ligase binding. The record is from RefSeq and is a predicted model, not a curated record. Gene Ontology annotation, cellular component: nucleus; cytoplasm. Gene Ontology annotation, biological process: proteasome-mediated ubiquitin-dependent protein catabolic process; regulation of proteolysis. Bases 1395 to 2702 code for a protein of 435 amino acids. NCBI's taxonomy places the organism in Eukaryota, Metazoa, Arthropoda, Insecta, Hymenoptera, Vespidae.
GCGAUGAACGAACCUAAACGAAGUUAACCGAGUCAUAGCGUAAUCGGCCGAAGCACUAAGCUAGGUGGUGGGGUAUCAAGAAGGCUCAGUGUCUCGGUUCAGUCGAGCCAGCGUCGUGGUUGGAAUCGGUUUUGGGUGAGUGACGGGUACCGUCUCUCUCUCGGCGGGGAGGGGAGAGUAGAAACUCUCUCGCAGGUCGUUCCAAGGCAGCCGCUCUUUAAUCGCGCGUACACGAGGUAGUCCAGUCGAUGGUGGCCAGCUGCCGGAGUGAGGUUCAGUAUCGCAGCUGCGCGUCUUUUCUCUCCUCCCCUCGCUCGCUUCUUUUCCUUUUUCUCUCUUUCUCCCUCCCUUCCUUUUCUUCUUCUUCUCCUCUCUCUCUCUCUCCCUCUUUCUUUCUUUCUCUCUUUCUCUCGAAUACAUAUCUCAUUGGUUAUCCCUUUCCUCUCUUCCGACUUAUCUUUGAGUCCUUUACCAUUCUAGCGCACACUAUCAAUCCUCUUAUAUUAACCUAUCAUUCUCGUGUUACGCACGGCUCCAUCUGAGAUCUCUUUACCAUCCUCAUUCUCGUCCUCGUCCUCGUCUUUAUCCUCGUCGUCGUAGUAGUCGUCGACGUCGUCGACGUCGUCGUCGUCGUUGUCGUCGUCGUCGUCGUCGUCGUCGUCGUCGUCGUCGUCAUCGUCAUCGUCAUCGUCGUCGUCGUCCUCGUUUCCCGUCGCAUCGCACGCAGUGGAUUUCGCGACACGCGUCGCGAAAUAUUGUUCUUCUAUCUCAUUAGCAGAGCAUUACUCCCGAGAAUAUUACCACUGAAAUAGAAGAGCAAGGGAGAGUGAGAGAGAGAGAGAGAGAGAGAGAGAAACAACAGGCGAACAGACAGACAGAGGGUAGUAUAACACAGUGAAAAUGCGGUGGUUGGUGGUGGUGGUGGUAACGACAAGUGCAACACCGAAAUAAAGAGAGUAAGAGAGAUAGAGAAGGAAAGAAAUAAAGAAAGAAAGACGAACAGUCUGGAAGCAGUCAGAUAGAAAGAAAGAAAGAAAGGUGGGGCGUUGACGGAAGGAAAAAAAGAGGUAAGGAAAAGGAAGAGGAAAAAGAUAAAAGUAUACACUCUCGACGAACCGUAUCCCCAAGGCGAGAUUUAUCAUCGACAGGAGUAGUAGUGUUAGUUAGAGAAAAGGAGAAGGAGAAAUCUACUGGUCGUCCUCGUCCCUUAAAAGGAAAAAGAAGGAGAAGUAAGUGUAGGAGAAGGAGAAGGAAGAGGAAGAGGAGGAGAGGAGGUGGCGGAGGAGGUGAAGGAGGAGCAGCAGAAGCAGCAGAGCCGUUUUUUAGCCUUUCGUUAGCCACAGCGGAAGUUAUGACGGAGACGCGUGCUAGAGAAGGAAGUAUUAUCCGCGCGCAUGUGUCCAGUGGGUUAUAAUAGUGAAUACGAGGAAGUGGCCCUUGGAAAUCUGGAUAAUUUGUUUUCUACAUCUACGGGGCCUGAAUUAUCUCGUGUCAGGAUGGCGCUCGCGCGACUUGCGGUGAGCGACUGUGCGCCCCAAACGUCGCGGGUCAGCUCGAAUUUGCACAGCAGCAGUAGUAUGGCAGUAAGCCGCGUUCCGAGCCCACCGCCGCCGGAAGUGAACACCCCUGUUGCCGAGAAUUGGUGUUACACACAGGUGAAGGUGGUCAAAUUCAGCUACAUGUGGACGAUAAAUAACUUCAGCUUCUGCCGUGAGGAAAUGGGAGAAGUUCUCAAGUCGUCCACCUUUUCGGCUGGAGCCAACGACAAAUUGAAAUGGUGCCUAAGAGUGAACCCUAAGGGUCUGGACGAGGAGAGCAAAGACUACCUGUCCCUGUACCUCCUUCUUGUUUCCUGCAAUAAAUCAGAAGUCAGGGCAAAGUUCAAAUUUUCUAUUCUUAAUGCCAAAAGGGAAGAAACCAAAGCAAUGGAGAGUCAACGAGCGUACAGGUUCGUUCAGGGUAAAGAUUGGGGCUUUAAAAAGUUCAUUAGGAGAGAUUUUCUAUUGGACGAAGCCAAUGGGCUCUUGCCGGACGAUAAACUCACGAUAUUCUGUGAGGUCAGUGUGGUCGCAGACAGCGUUAACAUUUCCGGACAAAGUAACACGAUACAGUUCAAAGUACCGGACUGUCGGUUGCCCGACGAUCUUGGUCUUUUAUUUGAAAACCAAAAAUUCAGCGACGUCACGCUGACCGUUUGUGGAAGGGAAUUUCAGGCGCACAAAGCCAUUCUCGCGGCACGAAGUCCCGUUUUUUCGGCGAUGUUCGAACACGAGAUGGAGGAGAGGAAACAAAAUCGGGUGGACAUUACCGACGUUGAUCACGAAGUGCUGCGGGAAAUGUUAAGAUUUAUAUAUACCGGGAAAGCGUCGAAUCUUGAAAAAAUGGCGGACGAUCUUUUAGCAGCGGCGGAUAAGUAUGCCCUCGAGAGGCUAAAGGUAAUGUGCGAGGAAGCACUUUGUGGGAGUUUGGCCAUUGAAAAUGCAGCGGACAUUCUUAUACUCGCCGAUUUACAUAGUGCUGAUCAACUUAAAGCCCAGGCCAUAGAUUUCAUUAAUACACAUGCGACAGACGUAAUGGAUACAGCGGGAUUUAAGUCUAUGGUAAAUUCCCAUCCGCAUCUGAUAGCCGAAGCCUUCCGUGCGUUAGCCACUCAACAAAUUCCACCUAUCGGACCACCAAGGAAACGAGUGAAACAGAGCUGAAAGCAAUCACCCCUUACUCCGGGCACAACAUCCACGUCGCCCCCACCACUUCUGCAUCCUUCAUGACUUUUGUGUACAGUGAUGAUUACGAGGUAGUGCUAAAUAAAUGUUUCCUAGUGUGCGGCA